Messenger RNA from Eutrema salsugineum, 552 nucleotides. RefSeq names its product cytochrome c oxidase subunit 5C-2. NCBI's taxonomy places the organism in Eukaryota, Viridiplantae, Streptophyta, Magnoliopsida, Brassicales, Brassicaceae. The coding region runs from base 29 to 223 and encodes 64 amino acids. The record is from RefSeq and is a predicted model, not a curated record. The transcript has a single exon.
AAUUUAGCUGCUGGUGGGUUGAGCAGAAAUGGCAGGACACAAGGUUGCGCAUGCCACAUUGAAAGGUCCGAGUGUUGUGAAGGAAUUAAUCAUCGGUUUGACACUCGGUUUAGCUGCUGGUGGUCUCUGGAAGAUGCACCAUUGGAACGAGCAGAGGAAAACCAGAGCUUUCUACGACUUGCUUGAGAGAGGUGAGAUCAGCGUCGUCGCCGCUGAAGAGUGAAUCAAAAAAGCCUCUCUCAUUCUCAAUGUUUUGAGCUCGAUUUUUCUUUUUACAUAUAUAGUUUCUUGUGAUCUCAGAUGAGUUACCUGAGAACAGGGUUGCCUAAGAAAUAAGCAAAACUGAGAUCAGAUACUUGGGAUUUGUUUUAAGUAACGUAUUGUUUUUCCGGAGAUACAUUAUAUUCUUCCUUAGUUAAAAUUUUCAGACAUCUUUCUUGACGUUUCCUUCGACAGACGAGGAUUGUUGCACUGUUUUUCCUUUCCGUUUCCGUUAUCAAAUUGUAAUGAUGUCAUCGUGUGAACUGUGAAGACGUAUAUUACGCUUUUCUA